Molecule: messenger RNA, 1640 nt
Organism: Wyeomyia smithii (pitcher-plant mosquito)
Lineage: Eukaryota; Metazoa; Arthropoda; Insecta; Diptera; Culicidae
Product: zinc finger protein 501-like
Exons: 4
Coding region: 78-1481 (467 amino acids)
Biological process (GO): regulation of transcription by RNA polymerase II
Cellular component (GO): nucleus
Molecular function (GO): zinc ion binding; RNA polymerase II transcription regulatory region sequence-specific DNA binding; DNA-binding transcription factor activity, RNA polymerase II-specific
Source: RefSeq, a predicted model, not a curated record
UUUCAUACAUAAACAAACCGCAACAUAGUUUGUCUAAAUUACAAAAGAAUAAAACGUUAGCAUUAUAAUACAUUCAGAUGGAACUCAUCCGACUACUCGAUGUCUGUCGACUGUGCUUGAAACAAAGUUCAACAUACCUUAACAUAUUCUCGGAUAGCAACGUAGAAGUAAAACUGCUAAAGGUGUUCAAAUUUGAGUUACCAAACAUAGAGCAGCUGUCGAAGCUGGUCUGUUUGACCUGCUACGAAUGUAUCUUCCGAUUCUACGAUUAUUCGGAAUCAAUUAGUCAAAAUCAAGAGUACUUGAAGACACUACUGAAUAAAGAUUCACGUCUGCAGCAGCAGCAGCAACAGGCGCCAAAACCACUUCUGAUAAUCCCUGUGACUGAGGUUGCCGAUGAUGGAACACCAACGGGAGGGGAAAUACGCAUCGAUUUUCAACUGCCCAGUACUGCCACCGUUCCACCGGAAGACGAAACUCACGAGCCUGAUGCUCCGGAACCAGAAAAACUCCUUACAACGAAGUUGUCAAAAGCGGAUGAUCUAAUAAAAGAGAACAUCGUGCUAACGUGUGAUAUCUGCGGAGAGACGAACUCGACCAGUUUUGACACUUUUAAACUGUUGCAGGAUCACUAUCAUCAGAAUCACAACGUGGUCGGCUAUGUUACGUGCUGCGGACGAAAAUUUGCUCGAAAGGAUCGACUGGUGACACACAUUACGAAUCAUAUUAAUCCUGAUGCCUUCAAAUGUAGUGUAUGCGACCAUUGCAGCAAGAGUCGCUCUUUGCUGAGGAUUCACAUGAAACAACAUCUUGGCAGUGAAGCACGUCGGCACGUUUGCACCAAAUGUGAGAAAUCGUUUGUGCUGCGAUCGCAACUUGUGAUUCACGAAGCAAGCCACCUGGAAGAUCAAGAAAAGAAGCAUGUAUGCGAUCAGUGUGGAAAAGCAUUCGCACUCAGAUUCGUCCUGGCCAGGCACAAGCGGGUCCACUCCAGGGCGAAAGAUUUCAUCUGUGUGGUUUGCGCGAAAACACUAUCUUCCUCGGUAACUCUGAAAGCCCAUAUGGAGUCUCAUGACGAUAGCGCAACGAAACAACCGAAAGUGCAGUGUUCCGUUUGUUCACAGUGGUACAAAAACGCCGAAACUUUACGGACACACAUUCGUGCGCGACAUCACGAUCAACGGAUCCAUCGAUGCGAUCGAUGCGGAAAAGUUUUCCCGACAAAAAGUUCUCUCUCGACGCAUGUUAAGUACGUUCACCUGGGGGAAGCCAACUUCGCUUGUGGGCAAUGUGAUAGGAAGUUUAGGAAAAAUGUGGAAUUGAAGGAACAUAUUGCUCGGGCACACAGUGGAAAAUCUCUUUACAGUUGUGAGUUUUGCGAUAAAUCAUUUUCCUGUAGUUCGAACUAUUUUUCCCAUCGGAAAAAUAAGCAUCCGAAAGAGCACGCCAAACAGGUUGCGAAAAAGCAGAGAAAUUCGUGAUAUGUCUUCCGAUUCUACAAUUAUUCGGUAUCAAUUUCCCGCUCGUCUCGUCUUCUGUGAUAGGCCCCAGAAUCGCGUGUCAAGCGGCGUGAAGUACAUAUGUUUUUAACAUAUACAACAUAUAAAACAAAAAAUCAAGGAGCAAAACAAUAAGAUGAU